Pipistrellus nathusii (Nathusius's pipistrelle) is the source of this 2166-nucleotide messenger RNA. NCBI's taxonomy places the organism in Eukaryota, Metazoa, Chordata, Mammalia, Chiroptera, Vespertilionidae. The record is from the annotation of a GenBank genome assembly.
AUGGCUGCGGAAGGGGCUGUGAAGGCGGCGCUGCAGGUCGCGCAGGCGCUGGAAACCAUCGUGAGCGGCUGCGUGGGGCCCGAGGGCCGGCAGGUCCUGUGCACGAAGCCCACCGGCGAGGUGCUGCUCAGCAGGGACGGAGGCCGCCUCCUGGCGGCGCUUCACCUAGAGCAUCCCCUGGCCAGGGUGAUGGUGGCAUGUAUUUCCAGUCAUCUAAGAAAAACAGGAGACGGUGCUAAGACAUUUAUCAUCUUCCUUUGCCAUUUGCUCAGAGGACUUGAAGCAGUCGCAGACAAAGAAAAAGAUUCCUUGAUUUCCAAAAAUAUUCAAACUCAUGGAAGGUAUUGGAAAACGUGUUGUCGGUGGAAAUUUAUUUCCCAAGCUCUUCUAACAUUUCAGACACAAAUAUUAGACUGCGUUGUGGACCGAUAUUUGAGAAGACACUUUUUGUCCAUCUUUUCUUCACCCACUAAAGAGAGAAGCCUGUGCAGGAGCUCUUUCAAGUUGCUCUUAGAAGCAUACUUUGGUGGAAGAGUGGGGAGAAAUAAUCACAGCUUUAUUUCACAGUUGAUGUGUGACUACUUUUUCAAGUGUAUGGCUUGUGAAAGUGGGUUAGAAGAAGCGUUUGAGUUAGUGGAUGACUGUUUUGGAGAGCUGAGCGUAGGUGUCACUGGCCUUCCUGUUUCAGAUUCCAGGAUCCUGGCGGGGCUUGUGCUUCACAGAGACUUUUCUGUGUACUGUCCAGCAGGUGGUGACAUAAGAACAGCGUUGGUAACAGAAACCAUCCAGCCUCUCUUUACAACUUCUGGGUCAGAGUUCAUCCUAAAUUCAGAGGCACAGUUUCAAACAUCUCAGCUUUGGAUUAUGGAAAGGACAAAGGCAAUAAUGAAAAGUUUACAGAAUCACAAUGUAAAAUUGCUCCUAUCUAGUGUGAAACAACCAGACUUGGUUAUUUAUUAUGCAGAGUUGAAUGGCGUAUCAGUGGUGGAAUGUUUAUCAUCUGAAGAAAUUUCUCUUAUCCAGAGGAUCACGGGACUUUCUCCCUUGGUACUGCCACAGGCCUCUUCACAGUAUGAAAUCUCGAGCACUGCUUUGGUGAAAUUUUAUAAGCCCCUUGUCCUUAGAUCCAAAAGGUAUGUUCAUCUGGGCUUGAUUAGCACGUGUUCGUUUAUACCGCACUGCAUAGUUCUGUGUGGGCCUGUGCAGGGUCUUGUUGAACAACACGAGGCUGCUUUGCACGGAGCAUUUAAAAUGCUCCGGCAGUUAUUUAAAGACCUUGAUCUGAGUUACCUGACACAAACCAGUGACCAAAAUUAUGUACCAAGUCCUCUCAUUUAUAAGAAUAGGGAAAGUAAUCAGUUAGCAGAUACUGUUAAUGGCUCCAUACAAAGGCCACAUCAGGACCCCGUUGAAAAGAACGAGGGUGAACUGGCAAAAACUCACACAUAUUUAAAAGUAUAUUCAAAUUCGGUAGUUCCAAGUGUAGAAUUAGAAACACAUAUUUUUCGUUCAACACCAAAAGUGACACCAGCGGGUACCCAACAGACGGAUGAAGCACUGAGAUGUUUAUCUGCAAACAAAACCAGGAUAAUGGAUGACCAUGAUUUGUUUAUUGAUGGUGAUCCCACUACUGAGUCAACAGCAGAAAACACUAGGAUAGAAGCUUCUUAUGAAAAUGUAUCGAUCACAAAAAUGGGUGGGAAGGGAAGUAUGUUGCCAGUGAGAUGCAAGUCAUUGGAGAUGGGUACUUCCCAGAGCUACUGUUUCUCAUCUAUAUCGGCAGGUUGUGUUUUGCCAGUGGGUGGUCAUUUUGAGAUCUUGUUACAUUACUAUCUUCUCAACUAUGUCAAGAAAUGCCAGCAAUCUGAAGCAAUCAUGGUAGGUACGAUAAUAGCUAAUGCACUUUUAGGCAUUCCCAAAAUCCUGUAUAAAUCUAAGAGAGGAAAUCAGAGCUUUCCACAAGUAUAUGUAAGAGCCCUCCACACACUGCAGACCAACCAACCCAUGGUUGGCAGUCAGACAGGUUUGGAAUCGGUAUCCGGUAAAUACCAGUUACUAACUUCAGUUCUACAGUGUUUGGCAAAAAUUGUAACCAUUGAUUUGGUAAUCAGUAUUAAGAGACAGCCUCAGGAAGUAUAUGAUCAAGAGUCAGAAGAAGAGCUAUGA